AUGGGCCUUCUAGAUGACACGCCCUUACAAAAGCUCGUUGUGCCAGGCGUCACAUCCCUGGUGGCAUUUCUGGCGUUCACAUCACAAUGGCUCUUCUACCACAUUGAGCCCGGACCAUUACGGAAAGGCGACUCAUACCUGUUCAACGCGUCCGUGAUAUCGCUGUUGAUCUGCUACUGGAGAACAUGCUUUACCGACCCUGGGCGGAUACCUAAAGACUGGCACGAAAUGACCAUUGACAUUGACUCCAAUUCCGCGCAAGACGCCAGCAAGACAGCUGCACAGAGCAACAAAUGGUGUAGGAGAUGCGAGACAUUCAAGCCGCCCAGAGCACAUCAUUGCAAGACUUGCAAGCGGUGUGUCACGAAAAUGGACCAUCAUUGCGUGUGGACAGCAAACUGCGUUUCACACAUUACCAUUCCUCACUUCAUACGCUUUCUCUUUUACGCCGAUGUUUCUAUGGCGUUCCUACAAUACUUCUUGUUUCAGAGAGUGGCAGUUCUCUGGGAGAAGAGGCACCUUCCAAGCUACCUGGGUCCUUCGGUGCUGCAGCUAGCGCACCUGUUCAUUCUGUGCGCGACCAAUUCGAUGGUGCUUUUCGCACUUGUUCUGCUUCUCGGACGAACUCUCUGGUCACUAGCUGUCAACACGUGGACGAUUGAGGGAUGGGAGAUCGAGCGACAUCAUACGCUACUGCGGCGCGCGAAAGUCCUCGGCGGCUACCUCGAAGGCCCGGAUGGAAGGAAAGUGCGCAUCGAUCACCAGGAAUUUCCAUGGGACGUUGGCAUCUGGUCCAACAUCUGCCAAGGCAUGGGCAGCAGAAAUCCUUUGAGCUGGUUCUGGCCAUUCUCACGAAGUCCAAGCAUCGAGAGUGGAUUGAGCUUUGAGCACAAUGAAAUAGAUGAUCCAAGCAAGCCAUGGCCGCCACCAGAUCCAGACAGGCUUUUCCGAGCAGAGAGGAAGCCACUAGUAGGUGACGGAUUCACCAAGGCAUGGGAUGUCGAUGCGUUCAAGCAACGGCAAGCUGCUGACUUGACGCGCUAUACCGACGCGGACGGCGAGUUCGUGCUGCGCAGACGACCGUUCCACGAGCGUCUAGAGAAAGCCACUCGCCAAAAGGCAAAUCAGUCCUACCAAGACGAGAAUGCGCUUGAGACAGAUGAUGGAUCGGAUGUGGAAGAGGUACCUCGUGGACGCUCACAUUCAGAUGCGGGCGAAGAGGCAUGGCGAAACCAAGAGGGAGAGCGUUUGGCUGACUUUGGAGUUGAUGAGGUUGCGGACUUUUACGAUGAGGACGACGUGCCUCUAGGAGAAUUGGUCCGAAGAAGACAGGAAGGCGAAUGGCGACUUUGAUGGCAUCUGGAUACAUCGACCGCAGAAGUUCUUCAACAUCGUUUUCUCUAUUCUAUAGGCGAUUCUCACAGAGAUGCAUCUUG
This is a messenger RNA of Pseudocercospora fijiensis CIRAD86, 1436 nucleotides long. RefSeq lists its product as uncharacterized. NCBI's taxonomy places the organism in Eukaryota, Fungi, Ascomycota, Dothideomycetes, Mycosphaerellales, Mycosphaerellaceae. The transcript is spliced from 5 exons. Gene Ontology annotation, cellular component: endoplasmic reticulum; Golgi apparatus; endoplasmic reticulum membrane. Bases 1 to 1353 code for a protein of 450 amino acids. Gene Ontology annotation, biological process: protein targeting to membrane; peptidyl-L-cysteine S-palmitoylation. The record is from RefSeq and is a predicted model, not a curated record. Gene Ontology annotation, molecular function: protein-cysteine S-palmitoyltransferase activity.